GCCCGCGGGGGGAGGCCGCGCCAUGGAGCCCGAGUGAGCGGGGCCGUCGGGCCGCGGGACGCCAUGGAGCGGCCGCCGCUGGCGCUGCUCGCGCUUUGCUGCAGCCUGGCCCUGGCGGCGGCCUCGCCCCUGCUGCUCUUUGCCAACCGCCGGGACGUGCGGCUGGUGGACGCGGGCGGCGUGCGGCCGGAGUCGAGCGUGGUGGUCAGCGGCCUGGAGGACGCGGCGGCCGUGGACUUCCAGUUUGCGCAGGGCGCGGUGUACUGGACGGACGUGAGCGAGGAGGCCAUCAAGCAGACGUUCCUGAACGGCUCGGGCGCCGCGCUGCAGACGGUGGUGGUGUCGGGGCUGGUGUCGCCCGACGGGCUGGCCUGCGACUGGGUGGGCAAGAAGCUGUACUGGACGGACUCGGAGACCAACCGCAUCGAGGUGGCCAACCUGGACGGCUCGUCCCGCAAGGUGCUGUUCUGGCAGGACCUGGACCAGCCCCGCGCCAUCGCCCUGGACCCCGCCCACGGGUACAUGUACUGGACCGACUGGGGCGAGACGCCGCGCAUCGAGCGUGCCGGGAUGGACGGCAGCACGCGCAAGGUCAUCGUGGACUCGGACAUCUACUGGCCCAACGGGCUGGCCAUCGACCUGGACGAGCAGAAGCUGUACUGGGCUGACGCCAAGCUCAGCUUCAUCCACCGAGCCAACCUGGACGGCUCCUUCCGGCAGAAGGUGGUGGAGGGCAGCCUGAUGCACCCCUUCGCCCUGACGCUCUCCGGAGACACGCUGUACUGGACGGACUGGCAGACGCGCUCCAUCCACGCCUGCAACAAGCGCACGGGCGAGAGGCAGCAGGAGCUGCUGGGCGCACUCUACUCGCCCAUGGACAUCCAGGUGCUCGGGCCCGAGCGGCAGCCGCACUUCCACACGCGCUGUGAGGAGGACAACGGCGGCUGCUCACACCUGUGCCUGCUGUCCCCGCGGGAGCCCUCCUACACGUGCGCCUGCCCCACGGGCGUGCGGCUGCAGGACGACGGCAAGACAUGCAAGGCAGGUGCGGAGGAGGUGCUGCUGCUGGCCCGGCGCACGGACCUGCGGCGGAUCUCGCUGGACACGCCGGACUUCACGGACAUGGUGCUGCAGGUGGCCGACGUCCGGCACGCCAUCGCCAUCGACUACGACCCGCUGGAGGGCCACGUGUACUGGACGGACGACGAGGUGCGCGCCAUCCGCCGGGCGCGCCUGGACGGCUCCGGGGCGCAGACGCUGGUCAGCUCUGAGGUCAGCGACCCCGACGGCAUUGCCGUGGACUGGGUGGCCCGGAACCUCUACUGGACGGACACGGGCACCGACCGCAUCGAGGUCACGCGCCUCAACGGCACCUCCCGCAAGAUCCUGGUGUCCGAGGACCUGGACGAGCCCCGUGCCAUCGUGGUGCACCCCAUGAGGGGCCUCAUGUACUGGACCGACUGGGGGGAGCACCCCAAGAUCGAGUGCGCCAGCCUGGAUGGGCAGGACAGGCGCGUGCUGGUCAACACGUCUCUGGGCUGGCCCAACGGCCUGGCCCUGGACCUGCAGGAGGGGAAGCUGUACUGGGGCGACGCCAAGACGGACAAGAUUGAGGUGAUCAACGUGGACGGCACGAAGAGGCGGACGCUGCUGGAGGACAAGCUGCCGCACAUCUUUGGCUUCACGCUGCUCGGGGACUUCAUCUACUGGACCGACUGGCAGAGGCGCAGCAUCGAGCGCGUGCACAAGGUCAAGGCCAGCCGCGACGUCAUCGUCGACCAGCUGCCCGACCUCAUGGGGCUCAAAGCCGUGAACGUGGCCAAGGUGCUCGGGACCAACCCGUGCGCCGACCGGAACGGCGGCUGCAGCCACCUCUGCUUCUUCACGCCGCGCGCCACCAAGUGCGGCUGCCCCAUCGGGCUGGAGCUGCUGGGCGACCUGCGCACGUGCGUGGUGCCCGAGGCCUUCCUGGUGUUCACCAGCCGCGCCGCCGUGCACCGGAUCUCGCUGGAGACCAGCAACAACGAGGUGGCCAUCCCGCUCACGGGCGUCAAGGAGGCCUCCGCGCUCGACUUCGACGUGGCCGACAACCGCAUCUACUGGACGGACGUGGGCCUGAAGACCAUCAGCCGUGCCUUCCUGAACGGCAGCUCCGUGGAGCACGUGGUGCAGUUCGGCCUCGACUACCCCGAGGGCAUGGCCCUGGACUGGAUGGGCAAGAACCUGUACUGGGCCGACACCGGGACCAACAGGAUCGAGGUGGCGCGGCUGGACGGCCAGUUCCGGCAGGUCCUCGUCUGGAAGGACCUGGACAACCCGCGCUCUCUGGCCCUGGACCCCACCCGAGGCUACCUCUACUGGACCGAGUGGGGCGGGAAGCCCCGCAUCGUGCGGGCCUGCAUGGACGGCAGCGGCGCCGUGACGCUGGUGGACAAGGUCGGCCGCGCCAACGACCUCACCAUCGACUACGCCGACCAGCGCCUCUACUGGACCGACCUGGACACCAACAUGAUCGAGUCCUCCGACAUGCUGGGCCAGGACCGGGUCGUGAUCGCCGACGACCUCCCGCACCCCUUCGGCCUGACGCAGUACAGCGACUACAUCUACUGGACGGACUGGAACCUGCACAGCAUCGAGCGGGCCGACAAGACCAGCGGCCGGAACCGCACCCUCAUCCAGGGCCACCUGGACUUCGUGAUGGACAUCCUGGUCUUCCACUCCUCCCGCCAGGAUGGCGUGAACGACUGCGUGCACGGCAACGGGCACUGUGGGCAGCUGUGCCUGGCCGUGCCCGGCGGCCACCGCUGCGGCUGUGCCUCGCACUACACGCUGGACCCCAGCAGCCGCAACUGCAGCCCGCCCACCACCUUCCUGCUGUUCAGCCAGAAGGGCGCCAUCAGCCGCAUGAUCCCCGACGACCAGCAGAGCCCCGACCUCGUCCUGCCCCUGCACGGGCUGCGCAAUGUCCGGGCCAUGGACUACGACCCGCUGGACAGGUUCAUCUACUGGGUGGACGGGCGGCAGAACAUCAAGCGGGCCAAGGACGACGGUACCCAGCCCGCCCUCCUGACCGCCCCGAGCCCCGGCCAGAGCCCCGACCGGCAGCCCCACGACCUCAGCCUGGACAUCUACAGCCGCACCCUCUUCUGGACGUGCGAGGUCACCAACAGCAUCAACGUGCUGCGGCUGGACGGGGGCACCGUGGGCGUGGUGCUGCGCGGGGAGCGAGACCGGCCCCGGGCCAUCGCCGUCAAUGCCGAGCGCGGGUACCUGUACUUCACCAACAUGCAGGAGCGCGCGGCCAGGAUCGAGCGGGCGGCGCUGGACGGCACGGAGCGGGAGGGCCUCUUCACCAGCGGCCUCAUCCGGCCCGUGGCGCUCGUGGUGGACAAUGUGCUGGGCAAGCUCUUCUGGGUGGACGCAGACCUGAAACGCAUCGAGAGCUGCGACCUGUCAGGGGCCAAUCGCCUCACCCUGGUGGACGCCAGCAUCGUGCAGCCCGUGGGCCUGGCCGUGCUGGGCAAGCACCUCUACUGGGCGGACCGGCAGCAGCAGCUGAUCGAGCGCGUGGAGAAGGCCACGGGGGACAAGCGGACUCGGGUCCAGGGCCGCGUGCCCCACCUCACCGGCAUCCACGCGGUGGAGGACAUCAGCCUGGGGGACUUCUCAGCCCACCCGUGUGCCCGGGACAACGGCGGCUGCUCCCACCUCUGCAUUGCCAAGGGCGACGGCACGCCUCGGUGCUCCUGCCCCAUGCACCUGGUGCUCCUGCAGAACCUGCUCACCUGUGGCGAGCCGCCCACCUGCUCGCCCGACCAGUUCGCCUGUGCCAGCGGGGAGAUCGACUGCAUCCCGGGGGCCUGGCGCUGCGACGGCUUCCCCGAGUGCGACGACCAGAGCGACGAGGAGGGCUGCCCGGUGUGCUCGGCCGCCCAGUUCCCCUGCGCCCGCGGCCAGUGCGUGGACCUGCGUCUGCGCUGCGACGGGGAGGCCGACUGCCAGGACCGCUCCGACGAGGCCGACUGCGACGCCAGCUGCCUGCCCAACCAGUUCCGCUGCAGCAGCGGCCAGUGCGUGCUCAUCAAGCAGCAGUGCGACUCCUUCCCCGACUGCAUGGAUGGCUCCGAUGAACUCAUGUGUGAGAUCAAGCCGCCGGCCGACGACGUUCCCGUGCACGGCAGCGCCAUCGGGCCGGUGGUCGGCAUCAUCCUCUCCCUCUUCGUCAUGGGGGGCGUCUACUUCGUGUGCCAGCGCGUGGUGUGCCAGCGCUACUCAGGGGCCACGGGGCCCUUCCCGCACGAGUACGUCAGCGCGGCCCCCCACGUGCCCCUCAACUUCAUAGCCCCCGGCGGCGCACAGCACGGCCCCUUCCCAGGCAUCUCCUGUGGCAAGUCCAUGAUGAGCUCGGUGAGCCUGAUGGGGGGCCGGGGCGGGGCGCCCCCCUACGACCGGAACCACGUCACGGGGGCCUCGUCCAGCAGCUCCUCCAGCACCAAGGCCACGCUGUACCCGCCGGUCCUGAACCCGCCGCCGUCCCCCGCCACUGACCCCUCCCUGUACAACGCGGACGUGUUCUACCCCGCCAGCGUGCCCGCGCCCGCCAGGCCCUACAGGCCAUACAUCAUGCGGGGCGCGGCGCCCCCGACCACACCCUGUAGCACAGACGUGUGUGACAGCGACCACAGCGCCAGCCGCUGGAAGGGCAGCAAGUACUACCUGGACCUGAACUCCGACUCGGACCCCUACCCCCCACCGCCCACGCCCCACAGCCAGUACCUGUCGGCGGAGGACAGCUGCCCGCCAUCCCCCGCCACCGAGCGCAGCUACUUCCGCCUCUUCCCACCCCCGCCGUCACCCUGCACGGACUCGUCCUGACCGCCCGCCCGCCGCUGUACAUAGUUUUAAAUACGGAAAGAAAAAAAAUAUAUUUUAUGACUUAAGAGAGAGAGUUGGAGCUUCACCGGACACUUGGGGUGUGAG
Molecule: messenger RNA, 4980 nt
Organism: Sorex araneus (European shrew)
Lineage: Eukaryota; Metazoa; Chordata; Mammalia; Eulipotyphla; Soricidae
Gene: LRP5
Product: LDL receptor related protein 5
Exons: 23
Coding region: 64-4875 (1603 amino acids)
Biological process (GO): canonical Wnt signaling pathway
Molecular function (GO): Wnt receptor activity; Wnt-protein binding
Source: RefSeq, a predicted model, not a curated record